GGUGGGGAGGUGAGUGUGAGAGGUGUGCUCCCACUGGUGGGCGUCUGGGGCACUUACUCCAAGUGUGGGUGGCUCAGCUUGUGGGCCACCCUGUGGCCAAUAGCUGUCUGCUUGUGGGAAGGCCCUGCUCUUUCCAGCUGUUGUCGAGCUCCACGGGGCUUAGGAAAUUGAAUUCCAGUCUCCACACAGCUCUUUCCCAGGGUUGGGAAUGGGGAGGGCCAGUUCCACUUGGUCCCUGGAGAAUGCUGGGGGGCUGUCCCAGUAACUCCUAAGGCCACUGUUGCCCCGUGGUCCUCUCCCUUUGAAACUCUGGAGUUCUGCAGCCGCCCCUCACCCCUGCCCUGCCCUUCCCUGUAGCCCCCAAACAAGCACCUCAGCCCGGCUUCCUGAGAGAUCUCGUUUUCCCUGAGUCAGGUCAGCACAGGACUCCGAGGUGGAAGCAGAGCUCCGGCCACAGUUCCCGUUGCCGAGGCCCCAGGCCUGGGGAGGACGACCAGAGGCCCCACGGGCAGUGUCUCCUUCUGGCCUUGGGCAGCAUGGUGCCCGCCACUCAGGCGGUGGAGGAGCAGAAGCCCGCAGAGCCAGGGCUGGACCCGGAGCUCAAGUCUAGGAGAUGUCUGGUGAUCUACCUCUGCUUCUAUGGCUUCAUGGCACAGAUGCGGCCAGGGGAGAGCUUCAUCACACCCUACCUCCUGGGUCCUGACAAGAACUUCACACGCAAGCAGGUCACCAACGAGAUCACACCAGUGCUGUCCUACUCCUACCUGGCUACGCUGGUGCCCGUCUUCCUGCUCACCGACUACCUGCGCUACAAGCCAGUGCUCGUGCUGCAGGGCCUGAGCUACAUCUCCGUGUGGCUGCUGCUCCUAUGGGGCUCCACGGUGCUGCACAUGCAGUUCAUGGAGCUCGUCUACAGCAUCACCAUGGCCGCCCGCAUCGCCUACUCCUCCUACAUUUUCGUGCUGGUGCGGCCCGCCCACUACCAGCGCAUGGCCAGCUGCUCGCGUGCGGCCGUGCUGCUGGGCGUCUUCACCAGCGGGGUGCUGGGCCAGCUGCUGCUCUCGGUGGCUGGGUGCUCCUUCACCAAGCUCAACUACAUCUCGCUGGCCUUCCUCACCUUCAGCCUGGUUCUGGCCCUCUUCCUCAGGUGCCCAAAGCGCAGCCUCUUCUUCAACAAUAGUGCGGGCAGGCCCGGUGCCGCCUCGCCCUCCGAGCUGGACCGAAUGAACCCGCUCCCUGGCCUGCGUGCUGGUGGGAAGCGGGUUGCGGCGCUGCGGGUGGCCAUGUGGGACUUGGUGCUUGUGCGCAUGUUGAGGGAGCUGGUGCACAGCCUGCGGCGGCCGCAGCUACGCCUCUGGUCCCUGUGGUGGGUCUUCAGCUCCGUGGGCUACUACCUCAUCGUCUACUAUGUGCACAUCCUGUGGAAUGUGGUCAACCCCACUGAGGACACCACUGCGGUCUACAACGGCGGGGCCGACGCUGCCUCCACCCUGCUCA
Messenger RNA from Manis javanica (Malayan pangolin), 1497 nucleotides. NCBI's taxonomy places the organism in Eukaryota, Metazoa, Chordata, Mammalia, Pholidota, Manidae. The record is from RefSeq and is a predicted model, not a curated record.